This is a messenger RNA of Drepanopeziza brunnea f. sp. 'multigermtubi' MB_m1, 645 nucleotides long. The record is from RefSeq and is a predicted model, not a curated record. NCBI's taxonomy places the organism in Eukaryota, Fungi, Ascomycota, Leotiomycetes, Helotiales, Drepanopezizaceae.
AUGUCUGGCGAAUUUCACCCUAGCACCGGCAUCACGCCGCCAAAGAUGGCCCCCGGCUACAAGACUUACAAGAGUCCUUACGGUCCUAAAUACAAGACGAACCCGAACAUUAAUGGGUGGACGAUGAAGCAUGCUACGAGACUAGGCAUGACACUCGGAGCUUUUGGUGGUGUCGCAGGUGUCUUUGCUGUGUUUUUCUUUGCUGAGAUUCCCAAGGUGCGGAAUGAUAUUAUGGUGAAAGUUCCGAUUAUCGGACCACACUUUGUUAAGGAAAUUCCGCCUUCUGAUAACGUCGUGGAAGCUACAAGUGUCGCAAUUCUUUCCAAAGGCCCUGAAUCAUUGAAUCUGCUUGACUUCAUCCCUAUCCACGAAUACUCGACCCUAAUGGUACACGGAAGCUACAAUUGCGGCGAACACUCAUCCCUCUUCGACGGCAGCAGACAACAAGGCAUAGCCGAGACCCAAACCUCAAGCCCAACAGAUUUGACUAAAGUCCUCCUUCUCGAACUUAAGCUGACAAAUAUCAACAGCCCUUCUAAUUGCCAUGCACCGACUGGGUUGGGACAGGGCAGAAAGGUUGGAGCGAAGUGUGGAGAAGAGGAGAUGCAAGUAAGAUACACUGUACAAAAGAACCGCACGCUAUAG